AUGGAUCCCACCGAUCUCCACCAGGUGCCCUCCAUCAAGGAGUUGGCUGGGAUCUAUGUUGCGGAGAUCAAGCGGCAACAGGCCACAGGACCAUACACCCUGGGUGGCUAUUCGUUCGGUGGGGUGGUGGCCUUUGAGGCGGCGCGCCAGCUGCUGGAGGAAGGCGAUAUUAUAGAGCAAAUAAUACUAAUCGACUCAGCAACUCCGACCUUCGCCUACUCUAUGCCUUUCGAACUCAUACAAUUCUUGGAUGCUAUUGAUGCUAUAAAUAAUCGCGGCCAUGGGCCCGUGGGGGCCAGCACUUACUUCACCUUAGUCUGGGAGCAGCUGCGCCGGUACCGCGUGCGUCCGCUGCCAGGACCGACCAAGGGCGUCAUCCAGGACAUGGUGCUCUUCUCGGCGCGCGAGGGUGUAAAUAAACAGGACUUGGUCCCGCGGCCUCAGAUGCGGCGCGCUGAACAAAGUAUUGUGGAUUGGUUCUUGGAUGAUCGGACGGAUGAUAGUGCGCUGGGGUGGGAAGAAUUGCUGGAUAAUGUGAGAGUGGUUCGUACUGAGGGUAAUCACUUUUCUAUGAUGAUGACGCCGUGGGUAGAUUCAUGGGGUCCGAAAUUGGCAAAUGUCUUGGUUGGCUAG
Messenger RNA from Aspergillus ibericus CBS 121593, 633 nucleotides. Its product is annotated as thioesterase domain-containing protein. Gene Ontology annotation, biological process: biosynthetic process. Bases 1 to 633 code for a protein of 210 amino acids. The record is from RefSeq and is a predicted model, not a curated record. Lineage: Eukaryota; Fungi; Ascomycota; Eurotiomycetes; Eurotiales; Aspergillaceae. The transcript has a single exon.